ACAGACCUGGAGUUUUGUUGAACAGACUUUGUGUUGGAGCUGCAGAGCUUUUGGCUCCCUGUUAUUUGUUGCAGCAGGAGUGUUAAGCCAGGUCUCUCUGGACUGCUCGCUGGUGGAAGCUGAGGAACCUUAAAUAGUUUAAAAAUAAUAAUAAAAUGAGCAAUAUGUUGGACGACAACUCUUUCAUGUUCACUUCAGAGUCCGUAGGGGAGGGACAUCCAGAUAAGAUUUGUGACCAGAUCAGUGAUGCCGUCCUGGACGCUCACCUGAAACAGGACCCUGAUGCCAAAGUGGCCUGUGAGACUGUGUGCAAGACCGGCAUGGUGUUGCUCUGCGGUGAAAUCACAUCUCGGGCCAAUGUGGACUAUCAGAAGGUGGUGAGGGACGCCAUCAAGCACAUUGGCUACGACAACUCAGACAAAGGUUUCGACUAUAAGACGUGUAAUGUGCUGGUGGCUCUGGAGCAGCAGAGUCCAGACAUCGCUCAGGGCGUCCAUGUUGACAGACACGAGGAGGACAUUGGAGCGGGAGAUCAGGGUUUGAUGUUCGGUUAUGCAACAGAUGAAACUGAGGAGUGUAUGCCUCUCACCAUCGUCUUAGCUCACAAACUCAACUCAAAGAUGGCUGAACUCAGACGCGCCGGCGUUGUCACCUGGCUGCGUCCCGACUCAAAAACACAGGUGACAGUACAUUAUGAACAGAAGGAUGGAGCUGUCAUCCCCAAGAGGGUUCACACAAUUGUGAUCUCCGUCCAGCAUGACGAUGGUAUCACCCUGGAGGACCAGCAGAGGAUCCUGAAGGAGAAGGUGAUCAAAGCUGUGGUUCCUGCUAAAUAUCUGGAUGACAAAACCAUCUACCACCUCCAGCCAAGUGGUCGCUUCGUCAUUGGAGGACCCCAGGGUGAUGCUGGUGUGACGGGCAGGAAGAUUAUUGUUGACACGUACGGAGGCUGGGGAGCUCACGGUGGCGGAGCGUUCUCUGGCAAAGACUUCUCAAAGGUCGACCGCUCUGCUGCUUAUGCUGCACGCUGGGUGGCCAAGUCUCUGGUCAAAGCCAAACUGUGCAGGAGAGUUCUGGUCCAGGUAUCCUAUGCUAUUGGAGUGGCCCAGCCUCUAUCGAUCUCCUUGUUCACAUACGGUUCCUCCAAGAGAACAGAGUCCGAGCUGCUCCACAUUGUCAACAAGAACUUUGAUCUGCGGCCAGGAGUCAUUGUUAGAGACCUGAAGCUGAAAAGGCCGAUCUACCAGCAGACAGCUUCCUAUGGCCACUUUGGACGUCCAGAGUUUUCUUGGGAGGUGCCCAAAAACCUUGUCUUCUAAAAUCUCCACCGGCCCGUCGUGAUCGACCUGGCUGGAGACUCAACGAGACACCUCUUCAUGAGCUGUAACCUCUUGCUCCAUCACCUAAUAAGACAUAUUUAACAGAAAGAGCUGCAGCCAAAAUUAGGGAGGAAGGAGUACGAUUUAAAGAUGUGAGAGAGAAUUAGUGUGGUUUUAGAAAUAAUGGACAUUUAAUGCGAAGUUCUUCCAUAAGAGCAGAAGUCGCUGUCGAUUUCCCCCCUGUACUCUUCCAAAAAAAACAAAAAAACGCCCAGUUGUUGGUGCUAUGACAUUUGUGAAGUCACAAGUCAAAGGUCUUACCUGAUAAAGAUGAAAAAAGGACUCUGAGGAUAAUAUACAUUAACACUAGAGGCACUAGAGUCUUUUACCUCAGAGCUAUUAAUAUUGUUUUAUGCGGCUGUGUGGUGUACCGAAACAAUCUCAACAUUUCUUUUUUUUUACGGUCGUCAUAAUAACAGUAAGCAUUUCACAGGUGACUAUUUUUUAUUAAUGUUACAAGUGAGUUUGCUGCUCAACCAAAGUUUUGGGUUAGAAAAUGAUUUGAUGUCAGAAUUUCUGUAUGUUUUGUUGAAACGUGCUACAGAAAGCUGUUUGCAACGUCAUCAUUAUACAAGAGGACAGGUCAUUAAACGAAAGAGAAGUGCUGAUCUCUUCCAUAUGAAACAUGUUACAACCAGACAAAUGUUAAAAAGCUUUGGAGUAUUGUGUUUUCACACUGCUUUUCUGUCCUUUCAUCCCUGCACAGAGUGUGCCUGUUCCGCAGGUCUUUAUGGCUCUAAAUGAAGUUGAUUUUAUUGCAGCAGAUCUCACCUGGUGAAUUAUUCAAAUCAUAGUUUCUACUUGCUUCUAUAAAUGUGACUUGGCAAAUGAUUAGAAGUCUGAAACUUGACUUAAUGAGGAUCAAUGUCUCUCUCUCUCUCUCUCAUUGCCUUCUGUAGUGGAUUGCCAAAAUGUUGAGAGAAAAGCAUUAAGUGGACCACGGAUGUCUUAAAGUUGCACCAUUUUUAAGAUAGAUCUGUGUCUUAUUCAAUGUGAAACAUUGCUGUAUCUCAAAAUAUCUUGCACUGUUGUCUAGUUCACUGCAGACAUGAAAACUAAUUACGUUGAUUUAGAGGAGGAAAAGGGGAGUGUUUCUUAGGAUGUUUCAUACAGGGCAUUUGGAAAUUUCAUUUUUGAGACUUCACUAUAGUGUAAUCCAAGAAUAUUUAAUUCCGUCCAUCCGGACAUCCUCGGAAGUGACCGAAGAAGUAUUUAUUUAAAAUCAUUGCAUCUGAGGACUUCUGCGGUGAGCGUGACAUCUGUGUUUUCAUCCACAGCCAACAUUGUUGUUGUAAUUGGAGUUUUUCUCUACUUAACGUGAUAUCUGUCUUUGUCAUCCUCUGCCAGCUUUGAUGGAAGAGAAACUGGACAGUGUAAAUAAUUGAAUAAUAAAUACUAUAGUUAGA
Messenger RNA from Cololabis saira (Pacific saury), 2785 nucleotides. RefSeq names its product methionine adenosyltransferase 1A (gene mat1a). The coding region runs from base 156 to 1319 and encodes 387 amino acids. Gene Ontology annotation, cellular component: cytosol. Gene Ontology annotation, molecular function: methionine adenosyltransferase activity; ATP binding. The transcript has 10 exons. The record is from RefSeq and is a predicted model, not a curated record. Gene Ontology annotation, biological process: S-adenosylmethionine biosynthetic process. Lineage: Eukaryota; Metazoa; Chordata; Actinopteri; Beloniformes; Belonidae.